Erigeron canadensis is the source of this 2760-nucleotide messenger RNA. RefSeq lists its product as uncharacterized. The transcript has 17 exons. The coding region runs from base 1 to 2388 and encodes 795 amino acids. Gene Ontology annotation, molecular function: nucleotidyltransferase activity; RNA binding. Gene Ontology annotation, biological process: RNA processing. The record is from RefSeq and is a predicted model, not a curated record. NCBI's taxonomy places the organism in Eukaryota, Viridiplantae, Streptophyta, Magnoliopsida, Asterales, Asteraceae.
AUGGCCGCGAUAAUCGUUAGACGAAACGUAUAUCUGUUGCCCAUCAGACCUUUUUUCUCAUUACAGCAGGGUAUUUACCAUAAAUGUGUUGAAGCUGGAGAUACUAAACCUCAACCACUUACUGAAGAUGAUUAUUUAGUCUUUAAACCCGGUGAAGUUGAUGUUUCAAAAUGGAAAAAAGUGGAUGCAAGAUCAUUGGGGUUGGCUCGAGGAAUGUUACCGCAGUCACCAUACUCCGUUUUGCAGAUUCUUCGAACCAAAGGGUUUGAAGCCUACUUAGUCGGUGGAUGUGUGAGAGAUUUGCUUCUUAAUAGACCACCUAAAGAUUUUGAUAUCAUCACCACUGCCGAUCUUAAUCAGAUCAGGAAGCAGUUUCAUCGAUGUGAAGUUGUUGGGUCCCGAUUUCCUGUAUGUAAAGUCUUUAUAAAAGGCUCCGUUGUUGAGGUAUCUAGUUUUGAUACACUGGGCAAGGGUGCAGAAGGAAAAGAGAAGUUUCUUGUCUCUCAAAUGCCUAAAGUCCGUGAUAAACUAGAUCUUAUUCGCUGGAAGAACUCGAUGCAUCGAGAUUUCACUAUCAACAGCUUGUUCUAUGACCCAUUUCUUCACAAAAUAUAUGAUUACAAUGAUGGAAUGAAGGAUCUGUUGGAACUAAAGUUACGGACGUUAGUACCUGCCCAACUGUCAUUCACAGAGGACUCUGCAAGAAUACUUCGCGGCUUGAGAAUUGCCGCUCGUCUUGGCUUAUCGUUGUCAAAGGAAAUCAAGAGUGCAAUUCUUAAACAAACAUCAUCGGUCGCAAGAUUAGGACAGUUCAGGACCAUGAUGGAGUUAAAUUAUAUGCUAUCAUUUGGGGCUGCUGAAUCUUCAUUGUCAUUGCUUCAUAAAUAUCAUCUUCUCGAGAUUCUACUACCAGUUCAGGCGUUAUACAUUUCUCAAAAAGCCACCAGGUCUGGGCAAAGUUCCAUGAUGCUAAUGGAACUGCUCUCUCAUUUGGAUAAGUUGGUCACUUGUGACCGUCCUUCUGAAAGUAGCUUAUGGAUUGCACUUUUGGGCUUUCAUUUGGCGCUAGUGAACAAUCCCCAACAUCCUUUUGUUAUCUUGACUUUUGCUUCUGUUUUGUAUCAUCAGAACUGGCAGGAGGGACUCAUGUUUGCAAGAGAAUAUGGUGGGCCAUUAGUCAAGUUUGAGCCUGAAACUGUGGAGACGUGUAAAACCAUUUCAGAUGAUGAGGUUGCUGAAAAAGUAAAUCAAUUAGCAAUGCUUGCUGUGGAUGCAAUUGACAUUAUGGUCGAGACAGAUAGCCUGCACAAAACAAUGGCAAAGUAUCCUGGUUUUUUCUGCCCUGGUUUGAUAUUUAUACCUCAUAAGCUGGGGCGUCACGGUAAACAACUUUUUCACAUCCUUGUUCACAAGGUGGAAGCCUACAGGAAGGGUAGAUGUUCUUUUGAGAUAAAUUAUGACCUACUCAAAAAGGGGGAUUCCAUAGAGACUAGGUUUGCCCUGGGGAAGGUCAUUUUGAAUACUAUGGGCUGUAGUGUUGAUUGUUACAGUGGUCACAAUGAGGAGAACAACCAUGCUACUUGUAGUGCCAAAAAUGAACUUGUUAUGAACGAAAUGGAGAAAAGAAUACCACCACCCGGACCACCUAAGUUGAAUCUGCAAUUAGGCAGUGCCCCCGUGAAGGAAAAGUUGAUUACAAAACUCAGCAACAUUAUGCGUCAAAGUGGCGAGCAAAGUGAAUAUCAAAAUGAGCAAGAUUACCACCACGAAAAGCUAUCGAAAAAGCAUAUGGAAGUAGUUGGCGUUUCUUCUGAUCCAAAAAAUGAGGAUUGUAAGACGAAUCAGCUCGAAAUUGGCAUGUCUGAAUCAACUACGCAGGAACUUAUUAGCAUCCUAGAGACUGUUACAGAUAAUGAAAAGUCUCCGCCCCAGUUAGAAGGUCAAAACCUUGAAGAGAAACUUGAGGAUGAUCAAGGAAUAGAAUUAAAUGAGUCAAUAGCUGAGUAUCAUAGGGGAACAGAAAUGUGGGCCAUUCAAAAUAAUUGCAGAAGGGCAAUUGAAGAAGCAAGAGAUUCAAUUGAUGAACUUAGUAAACUUAAUUUGUUUCUUAUUAGCUUUGUGGAGGAACAAAUGCAAAGAAAGACAGGGAAGCAUUCAGAAACAUGUAGCUUGGAAUCCUUUCCGAUCGUUUCAGUACCCAAGACUACUAAAUCUAAGAGAAUCACAGUGGCGAAGAUAUCAAAAUCUGAUAUAAAUUCGAUUAUGAAUGGCGGAAUGAAGAAGCAAAGGGCUUGUUCGUAUUGUAAGGAAGUAGGCCACAACAAAAUUGGAUGUCCUAAAAGAAAGAUGGAGGAAGCAUCUUGUAGGAUUGACACAGAAUCAACAUGAAGUACUCGAGUUAUGCUGGUUUGCUCAAGUUUUUUGACUUCUCAGUAUACGCUGUCUAUUGUGAUGAGAUUUUAAUUAUUCAAGAAUACUUUGCAUGUUAGCAUCUGGCCUUCUGUCCACCACAAGACAACCAGGGAAGAUACUUUUUUUUGGAGGAACGAAGAGUUCUUCAGUCUGGGGUGCUGUUUCUUACACUGACGGACUUUUAAACACUUUUGAUAGAAGAAUAGAAGACUAUUUUAAGCAUUUUGAACAAAAGAUGUUCUAAAACUACUUAUUCUUGCAAAGUACAUAAUUGUUUAGCGGUUUAGUAAAGAUCGAUAACUAGUACGUAACGAAAUAGUGGGAAUUUUCUGGGGUACUAACUGGCCA